Molecule: messenger RNA, 8192 nt
Organism: Pseudomassariella vexata
Lineage: Eukaryota; Fungi; Ascomycota; Sordariomycetes; Amphisphaeriales; Pseudomassariaceae
Product: phosphatidylinositol 3-kinase-like protein
Exons: 4
Coding region: 499-7773 (2424 amino acids)
Biological process (GO): negative regulation of macroautophagy; protein phosphorylation; TOR signaling
Cellular component (GO): TORC1 complex; nucleus; TORC2 complex
Molecular function (GO): protein binding; protein-containing complex binding; protein serine/threonine kinase activity
Source: RefSeq, a predicted model, not a curated record
GGAAGGAGAGCCGGAAGUAACAAAGUACAAUUCUUGUCGAAGCAUCAAGCUUGACCCACCGUCGUUUGCCGGACCGCCAAACAGCGUGCCUUGCCAGCAAGUGGUGAGCUUUCGCGAAUUCGAGACACUGAACGUCGUUCCACCGCGCAACAAUAUUCAUACAACAUUUUCGCCAACCAGCGACACAUCCUCACAUUUUUCGGCAUCGAAUCUGCUAUCGGCUUUGCGAUACACCGUCACAUGAAGUCGCAUGCCUCAAAUGGUCUCUGUCGCCCUCUGCUGAAGCUGUAGUGGAAACGGCUGAGGGCACAGACGACCUUGGGGUUUAGGGUCCAUCUCGAGGUGAAGCCAUCACCAACGACGAUCAAAUUCCACCAUCGCAACGCCGGCUCCUCACGUCGUCGCAGACAUCGUUCCAAAGGCCUUACCUCCCGAACACCCCUCUAACCCAACGAAGCGAUACCUCCCACUGAAACUGAAUCCACGAUCGAACAGACCAUGGCGAAUACCGCACUGCAGCAGGCCGACACGGCCCUGGAGAACGUGAUGAGGGACUUGAAAGCAAAAACAGAAGACGAGCGCAAGAAACAUGCCGCCAUGCGACUGAGAGAAAUGGUGGGCACACUAUACCGAGACACCCCACCAGACCAGUUCAUCACCUUGUACAAUGGUGUCAACUCCCGAAUCACCAGCCUGGUCCAUAGUAAUACCCCUGGAGAUCGAAUAGGUGGUGUAUACGCGAUGGAUGCAUUGGUCGACUUUGAAGGCGUCGACGUGACGGUCAAAUACACCCGCUUCACUAGCAAUCUCAAGGCAAUCCUCCGCGGUACAGACUUAGUACCUAUGCAAUCGGCGGCAGUGGCUCUGGGAAAGCUCACGCGGCCAGGUGGCUCCCUCAUCUCCGAGCUUGUCGACUCCGAGGUCAAGACUUCUUUGGAGUGGCUUGAGUCAGAGCGCAUCGAGGAGAGAAGAUACAGUGCCGUACUUGUACUCCGCGAACUUGCACGCAAUGCACCCACUCUGAUGUACUCGUACGUCGGCCUCGUCUUCGACCUCAUCUGGGUUGGUCUUCGAGAUCCCAGGCAGCUCAUCCGAGCCACGUCUGGCGAGACGGUUAGCGCCUGCUUUCGCAUUAUUCGGGAGCGAGACCAUGAUCUCAAGGCAGCUUGGAUGACUAAGAUGUACAACGAACUGCUCAUUGGCCUCAAGUUCGGCACUGUCGAGUCUAUCCACGGCUCACUUCUGGUUCUGCGGGAGCUCUUGGAGCAAGGUGCCAUGUUCAUGCAAGAUCAUUAUCAAGAGGCUUGUGACAUCGUCUUCAAACACAAAGAUCACCGCGAUCAUAUCAUCAGGAAGACGGUUGUGCAGCUCAUUCCCGAUUUGGCAAACUAUGCCCCGGCUGAAUUCGCGCAUUCCCACCUCCAUAAAUUCAUGCUCUAUCUGUCUGGCAUGCUCAAGAAGGACAAGGAACGAAACGACGCUUUUUUUGCGAUUGGAAACAUCGCCAACUCGGUCAAGAGUGCCAUCGCUCCGUACCUAGAUGGCGUUCUAAUCUACGUGAGAGAAGGCCUGAGCCUGCAGUCUCGGAAACGAGGUUCUGUAGAUCCGGUGUUUGACUGCAUUAGUAGAUUGGCAGUUGCUGUGGGACAGACUCUCAGCAAAUACAUGGAGGCACUCUUAGACCCCAUCUUCGCUUGCGAGCUCACGCCCAAGCUCACCCAAGCUCUGGUGGAUAUGGCCUUCUACAUCCCCCCCGUCAAAGCCACCAUCCAGGACCGAUUGCUUGACAUGCUUAGCAAAGUUCUAUGUGGAGAGCCCUUCAAGCCGCUUGGUGCACCCAUGCCCAACACACUAUCCUCAGUACCGAUCAUUCCCAAGGAUGCGAAGGAUCCGCAGGUCUACGAACAUCGAAAGUCAGAGGUCAAGCUUGCGUUGAAUACACUGGGAAGCUUUGACUUCUCGGGCCAUGUCCUGAACGAAUUCGUCCGAGACAUCGCCAUCAAGUAUGUCGAGGACGACGACCCGCAAAUCCGAGAGGCAGCUGCCUUGACUUGCUGUCAACUCUACGUUCGCGACCCCAUUGUCAACCAGACAAGCUAUCAUGCGCUGCAAGUGGUUGGUGACGUGAUUGAGAAGUUGCUCACCGUUGGUGUCUCUGACCCCGAAGCCGAGAUACGCCGAACGGUUCUAGCAGCACUUGACGAGCGAUUCGAUCCUCAUCUUGCCAAGGCCGAGAACAUCCGCACAUUAUUUUUCGCUCUCAACGAUGAAGACUUCUCCAUCCGAGAGGUAGCUAUAUCAAUCAUCGGCCGACUUGCGAGAUACAAUCCCGCAUAUGUAAUUCCGUCUUUGAGAAAGACCCUCAUCCAGCUCCUCACAGAGCUAGAGUAUACAGAUGUAUCUCGCAACAAAGAAGAAAGUGCCAAACUACUCAGCCUCCUUGUUCAGAACGCGCAGGGGCUUAUUAAACCUUAUGUUGAGCCCAUGAUGGCUGUCCUCCUGCCAAAGGCUAGAGAUCCAGGCCCAGCCGUGGCGGCUACUAUCCUCAAGGCAAUUGGAGAGCUUUGUACGGUCGGUGGCGAGGACAUGCUUCCCCACAAGGACAAGCUGAUGCCACUCAUCAUUGAUGCGUUGCAGGACCAAAGCUCGACCGCGAAGCGGGAAGCGGCGCUCCACACACUCGGCCAACUCGCUAGCAACAGCGGGUACGUCAUUGAUCCCUACCUCGAGUAUCCUCAACUCCUCGAACUCUUGCAAACCAUCAUCCGUUCCGAGCCCCAGCGUGGCCCCCUGCGACAGGAAACGAUCAAGCUGAUGGGUAUUUUGGGUGCUCUAGACCCAUACAGACACCAGCAAGUCGAAGAGCGAACGCCCGAUGCCGAGAAGAGCGUCGAAUCCACCCGCAUGACUGACAUAUCUUUGAUGAUGACGGGCUUGACGCCAUCCAGCAAGGAGUACUUCCCCACAGUGGUUAUCAAUGCACUCUUGAAUAUAUUGAAGGAUCAGUCGCUCCAACAGCACCACGCCAAUGUUAUUGAGGCCAUCAUGAACAUCUUCCGAACCCUUGGUCUCGAGUGUGUGUCUUUCCUGGACCGCAUUAUCCCAGCUUUCCUGCAAGUCAUCAAGACGGCGCCCACGAACAGACUUGAGUCAUACUUCAACCAACUCGCAACCCUUGUUACCAUUGUUCGGCAACACAUCCGCAACUACCUCCCUAAUAUUGUGGAUACCUUGCAAGACUUUUGGGGCAAAGCCUCAGGUGCCCUACAGGGCACGAUAAUAUCGCUGGUGGAGGCCAUAUCCAGAUCACUGGAGGGGGAAUUCAAGGUUUAUCUGGCCCGGUUGUUACCAAUGAUGUUGGGCGUUCUUGACAGGGACCAGUCCACGAAACGGGAACCGUCCUUCAAGGUCCUCCACGCAUUCUUAGUAUUUGGCGCAAGUGCCGAGGAAUACAUGCAUCUGAUCAUUCCCGUAAUUGUUCAAACAUUCGAGAAGGCUGGCCAGCCAUCGUUCCUCAGGAAAUUGGCCAUCGAGACAAUUGGGAAGAUAUCGCGUCAGGUUAAUCUCAACGACUUUGCUGCCAAAAUCAUUCACCCAUUGGCAAGAGUCCUGGCUUCCUCUGGCGAGGCAGGUCUGCGGCAUGCUGCUCUCGACACGCUAUGUGCCUUGAUUCAGCAGCUGGGCAAGGAUUACUUGCACUUCAUGGGUACCGUCAACAAGGUUAUCCAGGCUUACCCUAUCCAACAUCAGAACUACGAUCUCCUCAUCAGCAAGCUGCAAAAGGGAGAAGUUCUUCCUCAGGACUUGAGCUCAGAAAACAGAUUCUUUGAUCCACCAGAUGAACCAUCAUUUGCUGAACUCGGGAAUAAGAAGCUCGACAUGAAUGCAAUUCAUCUCAAAAACGCGUGGGACACUAGAGGUAAGUCGACUAAGGAGGACUGGCAAGAGUGGCUGCGAAGAUUCAGCACGACCCUCCUUACAGAGUCCCCCAAUCACGCUCUGCGUGCUUGCGCUGGACUUGCCAGUGUCUAUCUCCCUCUGGCCCGAGAGUUGUUCAACUCGGCGUUUGUUUCCUGCUGGGGCGAGCUCUUCGAAUCUUAUCAGGAUGAGUUGAUCCAGAACAUUGAAAACGCCAUUCGUUCCGAAAAUGUGCCGCCCGAUUUGCUGGGUCUCCUGCUCAAUCUAGCAGAGUUCAUGGAACACGACGACAAAGCCUUGCCUAUCGACAUUAGGGUGCUGGGUCGGGAGGCUGCUCGUUGCCAUGCCUAUGCUAAGGCGCUCCACUACAAGGAGCUUGAAUUUCUGCAGGAUCAGAGCGGUCCCGCGGUGGAGGCGUUGAUAGUAAUCAACAACCAGCUACAGCAGUACGAUGCUGCCAUUGGUAUUCUUCGCAAGGCUCAACUCUACAAGGAUGGCAUUCAACUCAGGGAGACGUGGUUUGAGAAGCUGGAACGAUGGGACGAGGCUCUCGCCUUUUACAAUAAGCGGGAAAUGGAGAUCCCAGCCGACAAGGCGGUUCCUAUCGACAUAGUCAUGGGCAAGAUGAGAUGCUUGCAUGCGCUCGGCGAGUGGGAUGCCCUGGCAAACUUGGCAGGUAAUACCUGGGCCAAUUCUGCUCCAGAGGUCCAACGCCGGAUUGCUCCACUUGCCACCGCUGCUGCUUGGGGUCUGGGCAAAUGGGACUCCAUGGAUAACUACCUGCAGUCACUUAAGCGGUACUCGCCAGACCGAGCCUUCUUCGGAGCCAUCCUAGCACUUCACCGCAACCAGUUCCGAACAGCAGCGGACUGCAUACAACAGUCACGUGAGGGUCUUGAUACCGAGCUCAGCGCACUCGUCAGCGAAUCCUACAAUCGGGCGUACCAGGUGGUUGUGCGAGUACAGAUGCUCGCCGAGCUGGAGGAACUUAUUGUCUACAAGCAAGCAGAUGAGAGGAAGAAAUGCACCAUGCGUCGCACCUGGGAGACGCGUAUUAAGGGCUGUCAGCGCAAUGUCGAAGUCUGGCAGAGGAUGCUGCGACUGCGCGCCCUGGUCAUCUCGCCUGGUGAGAACAUGAACAUGUGGAUCAAAUUCGCCAACCUAUGCAGGAAGUCUGGACGUAUGGGCCUUGCUGAGAAAUCGCUCAAACAACUCAUCGGUACCGACAAGCCGCUAGAAACCAUCAUACCAUAUUGGGCCGAAAGUGACACUGUGGCCCGUAGAGCUGGCAGAAGUCUAGGCGUCGCUCCACAGGUCAUGUACGCUGUGUUGAAGUACCAGUGGGAGUUUGGUCAGCAGCCGAACCUGCGGCAAGCCGGCUACCCCGAGAAGACAUUGUCGUGCCUUCGUCUCUUCACUGAAGAUACAUCGAUGCAAAUAGAAAUGGCCAGAUCUAGCAUCUCGACCCAUUCGCCUGAGGAUCUCGGCAUUACUAACGACUUUGGCUACCAGCCGCGUCAAAUGAACGUCCCUACGGCCCAGCAAGCAAUCAAAGAGCAAACAGUACUUCUCGCAAAGUGCUAUCUGCGCCAGGGAGAGUGGCAGAUCGCCUUGAACAAGAGUGACUGGCAACGCCAGAACGUUCAGGAGAUCCUGACCUCAUACGCCCAAGCGACCAAGUUCAAUCCUAGGUGGUACAAAGCGUGGCACGCUUGGGCAUUGGCCAAUUUUGAGAUUGUCCAAGGCGCAUCACCGCCUGAUCCUGGCAUGAUCAUUAACCACGUUGUGCCGGCUGUACAGGGCUUCUUCAAAUCAAUUGCUCUGUCCUCCGGUAGUUCGCUCCAGGAUACGCUUCGCCUGCUCACCUUGUGGUUCACACAUGGCGGCACCCCUGAGGUCAACAACGCCGUCACGCAGGGCUUCGGCACAGUCAGUGUGGAUACGUGGCUCGAAGUGAUCCCGCAACUCAUUGCUAGAAUCAAUCAGCCCAAUACGCGAGUUCGACAGUCGAUCCACAAUCUCCUUGCCGACGUGGGACGGAACCAUCCCCAGGCGCUAGUUUACCCGCUCACGGUUGCUAUGAAGUCUGCGCAGAGCUCGCGAAGAUCCAAAUCGGCGGCGCUCAUCAUGGACAGCAUGCGCGCGCACAGCCCUAAGCUGGUUGAGCAAGCCGACAUUGUGAGCCAUGAACUGAUUCGUGUUGCCGUCCUCUGGCACGAGCAAUGGCACGAGGGCCUCGAGGAGGCAUCCCGUCUCUACUUCGGUGACCACAACAUCGAGGGCAUGUUUGCCACGCUUGGGCCGCUGCAUGAGCAGCUCGAGUGCGGGCCUGAGACGCUCAGGGAAAUCAGCUUCGCACAAACCUUCGGCAGAGAUCUUGGCGAGGCGCGAGAGUGGUGUCGUCAAUAUGAACAGAGCCAAGAUGUGAGCGAUCUUAAUCAGGCCUGGGAUCUGUAUUACCAAGUGUUCCGUCGCAUCGGUCGUCAACUACCCCAGAUGACGUCACUGGAGUUGGCCUACUGCUCCCCUAAACUUCUGGCGGCCAAGGAUCUUGACCUGGCAGUACCAGGUACCUACCACAGCGGCAUGCCUGUUGUGCGCAUCCUAUCUUUCGAGACGACCUUUAGUGUAAUAAAUUCGAAGCAAAGACCGAGAAAGCUGAACACCAAUGGUAGCGACGGCAUCUCGUACGCCUUCCUUCUCAAGGGGCACGAGGACAUCCGGCAGGAUGAGCGAGUGAUGCAGCUCUUUGGCCUGUGCAACACGCUCCUGGCCAACGACUCGGAGUGUUACAAGCGUCAUCUCGGCAUUCAGCGUUAUCCAGCCAUCCCCCUGAGCCAGAAUUCGGGCUUGCUUGGCUGGGUGCCCAACAGCGACACCUUGCACGUCCUCAUCCGAGAGUACAGGGAGAGUAGGAAGAUCCUCCUUAACAUUGAGCACCGCAUCAUGCUGCAGAUGGCGCCCGACUACGACAACCUUACCCUCAUGCAAAAGGUCGAGGUCUUCGGCUACGCCCUGGACAAUACGACUGGCCAAGAUCUGUAUCGCGUACUUUGGCUCAAGAGUAAGUCGUCCGAGGCCUGGCUGGAGCGUCGUACCAACUACACACGCAGCUUGGGUGUCAUGAGCAUGGUCGGUUACAUCCUAGGUCUCGGUGAUCGCCAUCCGAGCAACCUGAUGCUUGACCGUAUCACGGGCAAGAUCAUCCACAUCGAUUUUGGCGACUGCUUCGAGGUGGCUAUGAAGCGUGACAAGUACCCUGAGCGCGUGCCAUUCCGCCUCACGCGCAUGCUUACCUAUGCCAUGGAGGUUAGCAACAUCGAGGGCAGUUUCCGCAUCACGUGUGAGCAUGUCAUGCGCGUCUUGAGGGAGAACAAGGAGAGUGUGAUGGCUGUUUUGGAAGCCUUCAUCCAUGACCCUCUUCUCACCUGGCGUCUCACUAAUGCGGCUUCGCCAGUGGGCCCCAACUUCCGUUCUGAGCGCGAGUCAUCCCUGGUCGAUCCGCACGCCCAGCGCGUCCGCCGGCCCUCGAUCCUCGAUGCUGAGCAUCCGCCUUCUGAGUACCUCGCUGCGCAAGUCGGAUCAUCCGUCACUGGCGGCCCGCCUAACAGUCGGGCCCGUGCCCGUACGAACUCGUCGCUCCUUAAUGGCGCUGGAGAAGGAGCUGGGGAGGCUGAGGCUCAGAAUGCCCGAGCUGUCGAGGUCCUCGAUCGCGUGAACCAAAAACUGACGGGUCGCGACUUCAAGCCUGGCGAGGAGCUUGACGUGAUCAUGCAGGUCAACAAGCUGAUCAUGGAGGCGACGAGGCUGGAGAAUCUAUGCCAGCACUAUAUUGGUUGGUGCUCUUUUUGGUAAGAAAUGGUAAGAAAGAGUGGAUGGCUGUGGCGCAGGGGAACGCCAAGAUGAUGCGCAAGUGCUCAUCUUGGGAAUGUUGAAGUCUGGCUUGUGCCUGAAGUGUGGAUUGGAAUAUGGCCUAUUUUGAGCCGAAUUGGUGGCUCGAAAACAGGCCGAGCCUGGAUGAUGGAGCUGAACUGUUUGAUGUUAAACGCAAGGUGUUCGUGGCGUUUGUUGAAUUAUGCAACGAGAUAGCCGAUUCGGUAUCUGCUUGCGCGGACCGAAGCUGGAGCUUGUUUGACUGCACAUCCUGAAACGACCUCGCUCGUGAUCUGUGGCGUUUUGGUCAAAGUACAUGCGGUGUCGCAUGACCUGGUUGGGGCGAAUACGUAGUGAAUUGGUCGACUAACUAGAGCUCUGUCUUUUAUGCAAAAUGCCUC